This is a messenger RNA of Varanus komodoensis (Komodo dragon), 1452 nucleotides long. It is a transcript of the gene NOXA1, whose product is annotated as NADPH oxidase activator 1. Gene Ontology annotation, molecular function: superoxide-generating NADPH oxidase activator activity; protein binding. The record is from RefSeq and is a predicted model, not a curated record. Lineage: Eukaryota; Metazoa; Chordata; Lepidosauria; Squamata; Varanidae. The coding region runs from base 1 to 1317 and encodes 438 amino acids. Gene Ontology annotation, biological process: superoxide anion generation. The transcript is spliced from 12 exons.
AUGGGCUACCGGGAGCUGGUCCGGCUCUGGAAUGAAGGUGUCCUGGCCCUGGAGAAGGGGGACCGGGCGGCCGCCUUACGCCUCUUCCGCGGCAUCGCCGGCCCGACCUCCAAGAUCCAUUUCAACAUCGGCUCGGUGCUUCUCCUCCAAGGGGACCUGGACCGAGCUUUGGAGGCAUUUGACCAGGCCGUUUGCAAAGACAGCUGCCUGGCCGUGGGGUUCUUCCAGAGAGGGUACGUCUGCCUGCGGCUGGAAAGGUAUGAAGAUGCCCUGAACGACUUCCAGUCAGCAUGGAUGCACCUCCGGAAGAACAUGUGCAUUGAUUACAAGCAACUGGGUCUCAAGUUCGUGUUGUUUGCCUGGGAGGUGCUACACAACAUGGCUGCCGCCCACUGCUGGCUCGGGAGGUGGCAGGAUGCCCGGCGGGUGCUGGAGGAAGCUGGCAGCAGCUCCCUCAAGGGCCCGAGGGCCCAGCUGAGGACUGCUCUGGAGCAGGUGCAGGAUCAUCUCUUCCUGGAACCCCGAAGCGUCCCUCUGGGAGAGGUUUUCAGACCUCCAGCAAAGGAUGUGGAUGAGCUGGAAGAAAAGGAUUUUCUGGGCCAGCCCAAGGUGAUCUCCUCCGCUUUUGAAGAGCACAGUUUGAACGCCUUUCGUGGUCUGCAGCCACGGAUUAGGAAUGGGGGCCCCCCACCGCCUGGAAAAGCUCCCCCCAGCUGGGUCCACGGGACACCAAAGUUACUUGAAUCGAGUCAGCCACAAGGCCAGCCAGAGCCGCAGGUGUGCAGGGCAGCCGACGCUAAUCCCGAGCGCGACCUUGCGGCCUGCUCGGCACGGGCGGGAACGGCAUUCGCCGGCACGAGGCCGGUGCUGCUGAAGCUGCACGCGACCUACGCCGUCAGGGUGGAGGCGGGCGUCCCGCCGACCCUCGCCGGCCUCCGCCUUCUGCUGCAGGAGGAGUGCCAGCGGCAGGCUGCCCGGAUGACGCUGAGGUACCAGCUUCCAGAGAGCGACGAGCUGGCCCCGAUUCACAAUGAUGAGGACCUCUGGACCGCGUGGGAAGGGGCGCAAGGUGACCAGCUGGACCUCUGGGCUCAUGGUAAAGAAGACCGCCUGGACAGGCCCGUGCUGUACCACAUGGUGGCAUGUCAUUCCUACGCCGGCCAGGCGCAAGAGGACCUGAAUUUUACGGAAGGCGACACUCUGGAGGUUCUUGCUGAAGUGAACGAGGAAUGGCUGGAAGGACGCUGCCAGGGGGCCGUUGGCAUCUUCCCAAAGUGCUUUGCGGUGCGGAAGGAUGUGGAGGUGGCCUGCCUGUAGUGGAGAAGAGGCGCCUUUGCUCACGGAGCUCUGCCCGGCUCUGUCACCUUCCAGGUGCUCCUCUGCCUCGAACAGUUUUCCUUUUCCCGCAGGGAGCGGCUUGCUCCAUCCUCCAGCGCCAGCGUUCUUUGGGUU